ACCAUCCCAUGAGACCCACACCUCUCCAACCCAUCACCCCAUAAGCUCCUUCCUCCCUCUCUCUAGUAGUAGUACACCUAUAUAUAUACAAUUCUAUUACACACAUAAUUUAGAGCUCCUCUCUUUAUAUAAAUUAAAAUAUUAAUUGUUACACUUACACCCUAAAGAGAAAGAAAGAAAGAUCAAGAUGGAAGAGAUGAUGAAACCUGCAUGGUUAGAAGGAUUAAUGGCGGAGAAUUUCUUUGGAGAAUGUGAGGUCCACCAAAAUAGGAGGAAAAAUGAGAAAAACAUCUUCUGCUUAGAGUGUUGUCAAAGCUUUUGCCCUCACUGCCUACCACAACAUCACUCACAUCCUCUUCUACAGGUGAGAAGAUAUGUAUACCAAGAUGUUAUAAGAUUGGAUGACCUAGAGAAGCUCAUUGAUUGUUCCUAUAUUCAGCCUUACACAAUAAACAGUGCCAAAGUUAUAUUCUUGAACCAAAGAGCACAAUCAAGGUCAUGCAAGGCUUCUGGCAACUCUUGUUUCACUUGUGACAGAAUUCUUCAGCACCCCUUCAACUUUUGUUCCCUCUCUUGCAAGGUUGAUUUUAUGGUGUAUCAAGGUGAAGAUCUAUCAAACAUCAUCUAUAGGUUUGAUGAUUCUGAGUUUGCACUCUCCCAAUUCGAAGGACUACACGUGGACACAUCUGAUUUGAUCGACGAGGAAAGCCAAAUUACUCCUAACUCCAUCUUAGAAGAUCCAUUAGAAUGCAGAGGUUCAUCUUGUUCAAAUAAUGUCAUGGGCAAUUCCGGUAUUUCACACGAUGGACAUAUGGUUAAAAUUAAGAAAAAGGGCAGUGGUUUUUUUCCAGGCCUUGUGCUUUCAUUGAGUAAUAGGAGAAAGGGAGCCCCUCAAAGAUCUCCUCUUUCUUGAAAAUAAAAUAAAAUAAUCAAAUAAUUAAGUAAUAUUUAGUACUUGUUGUAAUACUAUUAGCAUAAUUAGUUCUUUGGAUUUGUGACUGUAAUUUUGUGAUGUUUUUAGUGUCACUCUUAGGUUUUGGAAUUCAAUUUACCCACCAAAAAAAUGAUUCCAUUGUGAGCCAUAGGUUGAUGUUUAGAGAGGUUUCCACUAGAUAUUUAAGCUUCUCCCUAAUUAUCACCAAUUUUGUACUUCGGUCCAAUGGAACUUGAACAGAUAAAUAUAAUUAGCUUCUAAAUA
Solanum dulcamara is the source of this 1198-nucleotide messenger RNA. RefSeq names its product protein RGF1 INDUCIBLE TRANSCRIPTION FACTOR 1. The transcript is spliced from 4 exons. Lineage: Eukaryota; Viridiplantae; Streptophyta; Magnoliopsida; Solanales; Solanaceae. Bases 188 to 913 code for a protein of 241 amino acids. The record is from RefSeq and is a predicted model, not a curated record.